AUGCCUCUUUUGAGGAGAAAGCCUUUUGCCUUGGCUGAGCCACCUAAGGAUUUGGAGCCAACUGAGACUGUUUAUCAAAUUCGGUUUACGAAAGAAAUAUUUCGAGAUUAUCAUGAAUAUUUGAACCGGAUAAAUCUAUACCGCCAGAGGGUUUGGAUGUGCAAAGUCACUGGAAAAACUUGCUUGACUUAUGAAGGCGCUCUGGUGUCAGAAAAAUAUGCAACUGAGAAAGUUCAACAGUUUCCUAAAGAAUUAAUGGCACCUGCUCUAAGGAUUAUUCAGUACAGUAUGCUCCCUUUGAAGGAUCUUGCUGAUUCUAUUGCUGAAGAAUUGCAGGAGCGGUUGUUUGUGGGUGCUGAAGUUUAUGGGAAAAAGGAUAAUGGAGCACAUCCAUGCAAAAUAUUGAAAGUCUUGCAGGAAGGUGGUAACAAAGUCCGUUACGAGGUAGCUUGGCUUGACAAAAACAAUAAUAUAAUUGAAAGAACAGAAGUCAGCUCUGAAGAUUUGGUACAGAAGAAGCUGCCUUUUAGUAGAAAUAUGUUGAAGUCUUUUAUCCGUGAAUCUACAUAUCGCAAUGCUCCUUGGGUUUUACAUGAUAAAGUGGCAAAAAAUCAUGGAAUCUCAACUGACAUUCCAGAGGAGUUAAGAGGAAGGAUUUUCUUCAACAAUGGACUUUUAGUCUGCAGCAAGAAAAGAAAAAAUGAGGAAUCAAAGGGAGGUACUGAAAACUGUAAAAGGAACAAGUUAGGUGGGGCAAAAUUUGAUAGUUCUGCCCAAGAGAAAGAAAAUGACCAUAACAAGGAGGAACCAAUCAAAUAUCCAAUUGAUGAUCUAUUGGUGAAGCCUGAUCCAGAUGAUCCGGUUUUCACUAAUCGCCCUUCUCCAUCAAGAGACUUCAAUGUUCCAAUUUAUUGUGUAGGGGAUCUCUUAAUGGUUUGGGAUUUUUUCAUGUCUUUUGGUAAACUGUUACGAUUGUGGCCUUACUCUCUUGAAGAUUUUGAAAAUGCAAUCUGCCACAAGGGUAGCAAUGUUGUUCUCCUUGUGGAAUCACAUGCCGUACUCUUUCGGGUGCUCCUGAAAUGUGAUGAUGAAUACUCUUCAACUGUAGAGAAAAGAAAGCGGAAGUCUAAGAUUACAAUGAUUAAUUGGACAGACUAUGUACGUGAUUUUCUAGAUAUGAUCAAUAUUCCUGGCCUACGACACUAUGAAGCAACCAUAAAACGGGGACAUUAUGGUUUUCUAGAUGUCAAUGCUAAAUUAGAAAUCUUUUGUGAAUUGGUCAAUCGAGUCCUUGAAACUGCUAUUCUCAGGGAAAAGUUGGAUGAGUUUGUUGAACAGCGGCGGACACUUGGGGCCUCUAGAAGGGAAGAAGCACUGGAAGCUUCUAGGAAGAGAAAAAAAGAAAAGGAGCAGUUGAAAGCUGAUUCUGAAAGCAAUGGAGGUGUAGGUGGACAUCAUCUAAGUAUCUCAACAAAUAAUAAUCACAGAUUACAGAAUGGUGACAUAGGAAAGAAUAGAAACGGAGAGAUAGAAUCAUCAAGCCAAAAAGAUGCUUUGGAUAGAAGCAGUGUGAUCAACCAUUCAAACCCUGCUUCAAAAAUGACACCUAAGAAGUUUAAUCCAGAGCUGAAAGGACCAGCAGAAAUUGGAAAUAAGGAUCCAUCAGAGAAGAAAAGUAAAGAAAAGAAGAGAGAUUAUUUUGAACGGGAGAUGGAGAAACGAUUUAUUCGCACAAGCCCCUUAGGGAAGGACAGAUAUCAUAAUAGGUAUUGGUGGUUCCACCGCGAUGGGAGGAUAUUUGUUGAAAGUUCUGAUUCCAAGGAGUGGGGAUACUACAGCAGCAAGGAAGAGCUUGAUGCAUUGAUGGGUUCACUGAAUUGCAAGGGUGAGAGGGAAAGGGCACUGCAAAAACAACUGGAAAUUUUUUAUAGUAGAAUAUGCUCAGAAUUCCAGAAAAGAUCAAAGGAUUUGAUACAUAAGAUGGCACUGGAUGACUCUGUGGUCCGGAGGUCUACUCGUGUUCGGGCUCCUCCUAGGGAAAAUCCUGCCAGUGCUUUCCUCAGAUAUAUUAAUAAGUGGAAAGAAGAGUAGCUAAUGCGGUGGUCUGACAUAUGGUAAAGUUCAUCAAAGUGAUUCAACCUGAAACUUUUAAGUUACUUGUUUUUUGAUUCAUUUGGUGGGAUACAUGGGGCGAGGGGGGCAAGGGAAUGAGUUAGUUCAUACUUUGAAGGUAAUAGUCUCGUAGGUUUGGAGAAGAUAGGGAUUAAGUAGUUUUUCAAACUACUUUUUGA
This is a messenger RNA of Gastrolobium bilobum, 2291 nucleotides long. RefSeq lists its product as uncharacterized. The record is from RefSeq and is a predicted model, not a curated record. The coding region runs from base 1 to 2091 and encodes 696 amino acids. The transcript has 10 exons. Lineage: Eukaryota; Viridiplantae; Streptophyta; Magnoliopsida; Fabales; Fabaceae.